This is a messenger RNA of Bipolaris oryzae ATCC 44560, 1056 nucleotides long. RefSeq lists its product as uncharacterized. The coding region runs from base 1 to 1056 and encodes 351 amino acids. The transcript is spliced from 2 exons. The record is from RefSeq and is a predicted model, not a curated record. Lineage: Eukaryota; Fungi; Ascomycota; Dothideomycetes; Pleosporales; Pleosporaceae.
AUGCCGGCACAAUCUGAAAACGUGCUCUGGAGGGCAAAGCAAUUCUUUGCGGAACGCCUUGGAGAUCGUCGAGCAAGGUUGGAUUAUCUAUUCCGAGCAGUUCAAGGGCUAGUUGAGGCACCAGGGUUAGCCCAAGACUUUGCGGAGAACAUGUGGAAAUCCAGAUCUGCAAUCUUUAACAAACCAAGCAUGCCCAACACCAAAGCUCGACUUCGAAGUCUAUAUGAUGGACAUCGCACCAUCAAGAGAGCGAGGGAACAAUACUUGUAUGCAGCUCGCUUUUGCUAUAUCUACCUGGAACACGAUUUGGACGAGCUUUCUAAAUCUCGCGACCUUAUCCUUUCUCAGGGACGUGGCAGAAUCACUGCAGCAUUUGAAUUACAAGCAGAGAUAAUCUCGACGACAGUUGAGGUCGUGAAAGCAGAAAGAAAAGCAGGCCGUGGCUAUCUACAAAUUCUGAUGGAGGGCGGUCCCGGAUUUAUACUCCGCCUUGGCUCUAACGUGUCUACAAUCUGGGAACGAAAAUUAAGCACUGCGGACAUUCGACUUAUCAUCGAAUUCCUAAUGGCGGAAGCUCCCGUUCUAUACAAUGACAUCAUAUCAUACAAUGAAUUAGCCACUCGAGCGCUCAUCGAUGGCUUCAUUGCGUAUGGCUGGUCACCUGAGGAGAUUUUAGCGUCCGAGACCUCUUUAUUCAACAGAUUGAGGGAAUUUGCUAAUCUCGAGGACAUUGUACAAUCUGCGCAACGAUGCGGACCAUCUCAAAGCUUGGGAAAUACUCCUUCAGAGAUGGGUAAGCCAAAGAUUGUGCAGAACCAAGACUUUUGCAGCCUGGAUGAAGAAAUAUUGAGUACUCCACAUUCCAAUCUACCUUUCGUAGCUCUAGAAUCUGUUUUCGAGUUAUCAACGUGUACUGGUGAGGAACUUGAGGCCAUAAAUAGCCUAAGUCAGACAAGAGAUGAAGAGCUAGAAUUACUUCUGUCCCAGGAACUAGAGUACUCUACCAAUGUAUGUUGGGCUCUUGGGGAUGAAAACUUAUGUAAUAUACGUAUGUAA